AACAUUGUAGCAACUGGCUUGAGUAUAGGUUAAAUUAGGGUUUCACUGAUAAUAAUAAGAGGUGGAGCUGGGAAGGAUGCGGAGGAUGCUCAAAAUAGAUGUUGGCCCAUUCAAAGGAUCCUUUCAUUUUUGGCUCAACUUUUUGUCUGCUUUAUGUUCACUUCAAGUGUACUUUUGUUUUGAACGGUUUAUUUUGCAUCGGCAACCAUUAUUGUUGUUGUUGUUGAUUGAUCAAACCUUUCCAAUCAGGAGAAAGGUAAAUCACUUUUAGGAGAAAGUUAAAGUCGACCAAAAAAAGAUGAUUAAAGUUGAAUGCAACGAUGAAAUGUCAUCGAUUAACCUUGCCAGUCAAGGUUCAUCAUUUUCUUCCUUCUUCAUUAAAGACAUUCUCAGUGAACGGCCCUUCAGUUUAACCACCAGCAAUAGUAAUAGUGAUUGUUCCCAAGGAACUGGAUUACCAUCUUCUUCAUCUUCUUCACCUUCACUCUUGUCACCCUCUUCAUCUUCACCCUCAUCGACAACACCUUCAUCCAAUCCUCCGACCACCAAUGCAACCAGUAAAAAAAAGAAAUGUUCACCUGAUUCUAAGACCGGGAAACCGCGUCGAGCUCGAACUGCAUUCACUUAUGAACAGUUAGUUGCUCUUGAAAAUAAGUUUAAAAAUACUCGUUACCUUUCAGUUUGUGAACGUUUAAGUCUAGCUUGUAACCUUCAUCUAUCUGAAACUCAGGUUAAAAUUUGGUUUCAAAAUCGUCGAACCAAAUGGAAGAAGCAAAACCCAGGAAUGGACGCCAACAGUCCAACCGUUCCAGCCUCACCUACUCUCUGUAGCUCAUCUGUUGCAACCUCAUCAUCAACCUCAGGACUUGGUUCCGGUGCCUCUAGUUUCAUGGGAUCAUCCUAUUCAUCAGCAGCUCUUCUAUAUGCAUCCCAAUUGCCUUUUCUCAUCCCAACAUCAGUAGGCUCAUCAUCAUCAACAACCUCACCUUUCACUGCCCAUCAGCACUUCAAACAUGCAUCAGCUCACUCCUUAAUACACCAUUUAACCCACUCGUGAUUCCCACCACCAAUGUUGUUGUCAAGUUCAUUUGACCACAUCUCAACAUCUGAAACUUCAUCGGACCAAAUGAACCCAAACCCUUGUUUAAAAGUAAAUUGAACAAAGGAUCAAAACAAAACUCUCAUUUUUACAAUUAAAUAUUGAAAAGUUGAUUUCAAUUUACUUUUUAAACUCCCAAUGUAAAUACAAUCCCAAGCGACAAUAAACUCCAAGCAAAACUGCAGCUAAACGAAUGUCAAUCUAGAUUAAACUAAACAAUUAGUUAACUGAAAAUCUGUUUACUGAUUGCAUGACUGGGAAAAGCCUGAAUCAAGAUGCUCAGGUUAAUCGAUGGUCAAAAGAUGACAAGCAAAGAUCUCAUUUCUUUUCUCAUUACACCAUUAAUUUGUUAAAAUGUUAUCAACUCAGUCUAAUCUUAUUUUACUUUAUCAUUUCAAAAUUGUACUUUUAAAUGUAUGCAAAUGUAUCAAAAUGUAUCAUCCACAUCAUCAUCCUAUCAAUGAUAAAAAAGAAA
Molecule: messenger RNA, 1574 nt
Organism: Tetranychus urticae (two-spotted spider mite)
Lineage: Eukaryota; Metazoa; Arthropoda; Arachnida; Trombidiformes; Tetranychidae
Biological process (GO): regulation of transcription by RNA polymerase II; cell differentiation
Cellular component (GO): nucleus
Molecular function (GO): RNA polymerase II cis-regulatory region sequence-specific DNA binding; DNA-binding transcription factor activity, RNA polymerase II-specific
Source: RefSeq, a predicted model, not a curated record